AUGACGAAAACUUUGGCAGAUAUGGAGGAAAGAAUUCAGGACAUAGAAAAGAACAUGGCAAGGAAUACAACUAUCGAAAAGCAUGCUGCAGAUUUCAAAACAGACAUGGAAGGAAAACUCGAAGCAGUUAACGUUGAAGUCGCUGGAUUGAAAACUGCUUUGGUUAAGGCUUUUGAUGAGAUGAAGGGAGUUCUUAUCACGAUGGAGACAGGAAGAACAAGAGGUGUAGUCAAUAGACCAAGUGGUGAUAGAGAAAAUAAUUAUAAUAUAAUUGUUGCCGGAGGAACUAAUUCUGUGGAGAUGUUUAACUGGCGCCAAAGAACAUGGUCGCCAUUACAAUCCCUGAAAAAGUAUCGUUACGGAGCGACUUCGUUCAUUUAUAACGAUCAUAUGACCAUAGCUGGGGGCACCUGUGGUGGGUCCGAUGAUGAUAUGAUAAGAAUGAAUGUUGGUCCAAACCCUGAUCCAUUAACACACUGGAAUGCCUGUGCUGGUAAGCUACCAGCUAAAUUGAGAUUUCAUAGUAGUGUCCUGUACAAUGAUCAGCUCAUCGUAACUGGAGGUUACGGUUGUGGUAAUAGGAAUGUCACAUCAGACUUGAUCAGUGAAGUUCAGCUUGUUCCUCCCUAUGCUGUGAAAACCUUAUCAAAAAUGCCAGAGAAAAGGCAAAAUCAUUCUAUGGAAAUAUUUGAUGAUAAUGUGUUGAUAGUUGGUGGACGAACAAGUGGAGCUUUUCGAGACAACCUCGGCAGCGUUUUAAUGUAUGAUUUGAAGAAGAAUGAGUUGAAACAGUUGUCACCACUGCCUUAUGAAGUGAGCAACAUGGCAACUGUAAGAUGGGGCGAUAACAUUGUUGUUAUUGGUGGUGAUGACACACAUGACAGGACAUUGGAUAAGGUUAUCAUUUACAAUGUCCUGACAGAGCAGAGUCACAUGCUGCCACCAAUGAGCUGUAAGAGGAGAGGAUGCACUGCAGUUGUUGUCGCAAACAACAUUGUUGUCCUUGGAGGAAGUGGUGAUCAAGGACGACUCAAGUCAGUUGAAUGUUUCAACUUUGAAAGGUAUACUUGGGAGGAGCUUCCAGAAAUGUCUAAAGCAAGAUUCUGGCACACCGCUGUUGUUGUCUGA
This is a messenger RNA of Dendronephthya gigantea, 1128 nucleotides long. Its product is annotated as kelch-like protein 40b. NCBI's taxonomy places the organism in Eukaryota, Metazoa, Cnidaria, Anthozoa, Malacalcyonacea, Nephtheidae. Gene Ontology annotation, molecular function: protein binding. The transcript has a single exon. Bases 1 to 1128 code for a protein of 375 amino acids. The record is from RefSeq and is a predicted model, not a curated record.